CUGUUGAGGCGAACUGAGCAGACUCUCCCCACCCUUGUGCUCCACGCUGCCAACCUACCUCAUCCGAUCCGCAAACAGCUUCCCUUACAUCUGUAUCAACAUAUACAUAUAUAUAUAAACCGGAUUAUAUGCUGCACCGACUCAUGAGGAUUUCCCUACGACUUCUUUUCCAAGCUGCACUGCGGAAAUCUCUUUGAAAUCAAUCGGGACUCUCCUACUGCUUCAAACCAGAAGUGCCAGCCACAGGAAUCGGGUUGUGUGUGUGUGUGUGUGUGUGUGUGUGUCUGUGUGCGUAAUUGCCCAGUUUGUGUCUGUGUGGAGCUCUGCAGGCCGAGAGUUUUACAUUACUCAGCUCAACCAUGUACCAAGUCGUGAGGAAGCUGUUCUUUACGGACUGCCAGUGCGCUGAAGAUGCGUCGAAAACCUACGAGGAUCUGUUCGCCAAGCUGGACACCAACAAGGAUGGAAAGGUGGAUGUGUCCGAGCUGAAGGCAGGCCUGGCCGCUAUGGGCAUCAAAACUGGGAAAGGAGCCGCUCAGAAAAUAGUUUCCUCCGGAGACCAGGACAAGGACGACGGGCUCGACUUCAGCGAGUUCACCAAGUAUCUGAAGGAACAUGAGAAGAAGUUACGGCUCACCUUCAAGAGUUUGGACAAAAACAAUGACGGUCGAGUAGACUUCAUGGAGAUACAACAGUCGCUUGCCGAUCUGGGACUGGACAUCAGCAAAGAGGAGGCACAGAAAAUCCUUCAAAGUAUAGAUAUGGACGGCACUAUGACUGUGGACUGGAAUGAAUGGAGGGAACAUUUCCUGUUUAACACAGCCACCAGCCUGCAGGAGAUUAUCCGUUACUGGAAGCACAGCACGGUGCUGGACAUUGGUGACAGCCUCGCCAUCCCAGAUGAGUUCACAGAGGAGGAGAAGACGACCGGUCUGUGGUGGAAGCAGCUGUCAGCUGGGGCCAUGGCAGGCGCCGUGUCCCGUACAGGAACCGCCCCGCUAGACAGGAUGAAGGUGUUCAUGCAGGUGCAUUCCUCUAAGAGCAACAAAAUCAGCCUGGUUGGUGGUUUUAAGCAAAUGCUAAAAGAAGGAGGCUUGACGUCUCUGUGGAGAGGAAACGGUAUCAACGUACUGAAGAUUGCUCCUGAGACUGCCAUUAAAUUCAUGGCCUAUGAGCAGUAUAAGAAGCUGCUGUCCAGUGAACCAGGCAAGGUCAAGACCCACGAGAGGUUCAUGGCUGGAUCGCUGGCCGGAGCCACAGCACAAACUGCCAUCUACCCCAUGGAGGUGAUGAAGACCCGUCUGACCCUGAGGAAGACCGGUCAGUACUCAGGAAUGUUUGACUGUGCCAAGAAAAUCCUGAAGAAGGAGGGAGUGAAGGCAUUUUACAAGGGCUACAUCCCCAAUAUUCUGGGCAUCAUCCCCUACGCUGGCAUAGAUCUGGCGGUGUACGAGAGCUUGAAGAACUACUGGUUGUCCCGCUAUGCCAAAGACACAGCCAAUCCCGGCAUUCUGGUGCUGCUUGGCUGUGGCACCAUAUCCAGCACGUGUGGCCAGCUGGCCAGCUACCCCCUGGCUCUGAUUCGCACCAGGAUGCAAGCACAAGCUUCUGUCGCGGGCUCAGAGCAGCUGCCCAUGAACCUGAUGGUGAAGAAGAUUCUGGAGAAGGAGGGCUUCUUUGGACUUUACCGUGGCAUCCUGCCCAAUUUCAUGAAGGUCAUCCCGGCCGUCAGCAUCAGCUACGUGGUGUACGAGUACAUGCGGUCUGGCUUGGGUAUUCAAAAGUAGGCAGCAGGUUUCUCGGGACUGUGUGUGUGUCUGUGAGAGUGUAAGCAUUUUGUUUUAUUUCAAACCGUCGUGUAAAGAACUUGUUUACCUUUAGGUCACCAAAGUCUGGACUCAAACUGCUGCAGAUGGAGCCACUGUAGAGGUUUUUUAAGUGAUUUGCAGGUCUUUGGCUAAAGUCUUUAUAAAAAAUGAAUUGUUUACAACAUCAUGUAAUGCUCACACGGGGCUGACAAUGUUUAUUCAGACUUCUACAGUGUUUCCAAAUGUAUGUUGUUUGUCCAACCUGCGUUUAGCUUGAACCCACAGAUUUAAGUACACUCAGGGCCCAGUUUGGGUCAACUGACUUUCAGUGUAAUCAACCCAAGAUGUGGAUAAGAAUUGAUUUUUUUGUUUUGUUUUGUUGAAUUGUUCCUUUGGGUAGAAAUAUCUAUGUUUUUAUAAGAGUCAUUUGCACCAGAAAUAUGUCACAUGUUCCUCUAAUAUUUGAGCAAAAGGCACCUUAUUGCACCAAAUCCAAAAGAUAGCUGAGGAUUCACACCCUUCCAUUUAUUUACAGACACUCGUCCAGCUUUUAUAUAGUUUCUUUAAAAUAUUGUGUCAGAUGUCCCUUGUGAGCGGCGAGCUGUCUCUUAGAAAUCUGAGGAAACUUUUGAAGUGCAAUACUGUAUUUACUCUUCGGCGAUUCACGUGUUGUUAUGAAUGAGCCACGGAUUUCACCCCGGUGUUGUUGGUUCCACAAACGUCUCUUUUUUUUUUUUUUUCAUUAUUGCACCUUUUUCAGUGAGUUUGGUGAACAGGGGAGUAACGUGCCUUAUGUGCUUUUUCUCAGAUAUCUGUGGACUUUUCGCCCUUAAUGUUUUGCCUUUCUUUUCCAAUAUUUGUUUAAUUAGAUGCUGGUGUUUACAUUAAUAAAAGCAUUCGAAUACAAA
Messenger RNA from Dicentrarchus labrax (European seabass), 2716 nucleotides. It is a transcript of the gene slc25a24, whose product is annotated as solute carrier family 25 member 24. Bases 360 to 1787 code for a protein of 475 amino acids. Gene Ontology annotation, biological process: transmembrane transport. The transcript is spliced from 10 exons. The record is from RefSeq and is a predicted model, not a curated record. Lineage: Eukaryota; Metazoa; Chordata; Actinopteri; Moronidae. Gene Ontology annotation, cellular component: mitochondrial inner membrane. Gene Ontology annotation, molecular function: ATP transmembrane transporter activity; calcium ion binding.